GGAGAAGCCAAAGGCAACGGCGGCAGAUGUUCAAGACAGCGGAGGACGUGGUUGCCUAUCUCGGAGAGCUUUUGAGGGGGCGGCGCUGUUUUCCUACCUCCCACCCCCCAGCCGUUGGUUGCGGGAGACCGGAGACUAGCCGGCGCCGUUAGAAGAGAGGGGGCUUUGCACAAGCGGUCCCUGUACCAGGGAGCCAUUGCACGCUCGGAUCGCCCUGUAGGUGCAAGGAAGGUGGGCGAGUGGGCGUAGCUGGCAGAUCCAGCUCUUCAUGAUUUAACACUUUUUGACAAGGCACUUAAAGAAGGAAUGGCAGAGAAAGUGAACAAUUUCCCCCCACUUCCUAAAUUUAUCCCGCUGAAGCCGUGCUUCUACCAGAACUUCACUGAUGAAAUCCCAAUUGAUUACCAGACUCUGGUGAGACGGAUCUAUCGCUUGUGGAUGUUUUACUGCAUCACCUUGUGUGUUAACCUCAUUGCUUGUCUGGCUUGGUGGAUCGCUAGUGGAGAGGGUGUCAAUUUUGGCUUGGCAAUUCUUUGGCUCGUCCUCUUCAGCCCCUGUAGUUAUGUGUGUUGGUUCCGGCCAGUCUACAAAGCCUUCCGGUCAGACAGCUCUUUUAAUUUCAUGGCGUUUUUCUUUCUUUUUGGAGGCCAGUUUAUCCUGACAAUCUUCCAGGCAAUUGGUUUCAGUGGGUGGGGAGCAUGUGGCUGGAUUGCUACCAUACGUUUAAUUGGCACGAAUGUUGGAGCUGGUAUAGUCAUGCUCUUCCCAACAGUUAUGUUCACCUUGUGUGCUGUCGGGAUGCUUAUAUGUCUCAUCCGGGUUCACCGGAUCUACCGUGGCGGAGGUGGAAGCUUUCAGAAAGCCCAGAACGAAUGGCAGAGCGGAUCAUGGAAAGAUCCUCCGAGCAGGGAAGCCCAGCACAGCAACUUUUCAGGAAACAGCCUCCCUGAAUAUCCAACAGUUCCCAAUUACGGAAACCCUUGGUCCUGAUCCUGGCCUGCUGUUGGGCUGCUUAAGUAGUUUGGUUUGAGUUGUUGCAAGAAACACAUUGGGUUCCUCAUUUGAAGCUCGCUCUCUCUGUCUCCUUCUUUCCCUCUUUCUCUUUUUCCUUUAGGGGUAGUGCACUUUCUUCCCCUAAUCAUGGUUUUAUUUAUAGUUCUCCUUUUAUGAUGGCAGCAGCUUGUGCCAAGACAUGGCUGUUGCCCAUAAAAUUGGAUUAGUCCUAUUUUUAUUGAUAGGAAUCCCCUUUUUUUUCUCCCACGUAUGUCAUUCUUGCCAAUGGAUGCACAAAGGACUGGUUAAAACUGUCAUUUCUAUUGACUGCCUCAUUCACCACCAGGUUCCCCUGAAGAUUUUGGGAAAGUGGACUUAAACUUUUCUCCGCCCUUUCCCUGUUUUUUUUGAGCUUGCUUGUGUGCUAAUCCUGACUCCCUGUAUCUUUGGGGGUCCUGCAGCUCAAGAGAUCAUUGUGAAAGGAAAUGUGUGAUAGUGCGAACAGCUUGUUCAUGACGACAACUAUUUUUUGAUGUUUGCUGCUGCCAGAGCAGGAGUUUUGUAACUGAAUCCUUCUCCCAGGAAAAUAAUUCCUAGAAACAGAAAGUUAGCAGCAUGAUUUAAUCUUCUCAAUGAACUGCUAGCUUUCCGCAAUGGAGAACUGUAUUAAUUAAGGACGACAAGUCCAAAUAUGGACCCUGCUCUCCUAAAAUAGGAUCCAUUUUCUGGAAGUUUUGACCUAUUAACAGGUCUUCGUUUUGCUUAUUUGUUUUGUUUAGAGUGUGUUGCUUUAGGCUCUCUUCCUCCUACUUUGCUGGCUAUUAACUUGCUUGCUAAAAUAGAAACAUUGAAGGUGACUAUGACCUGGUCUGAGCCUAUCCCUCUUGGGAAAAAUAAAUUUCCCAUAAUUAAACCACAGACCUUUUUUCAUUGCUGGUACUGACAGAUCAAAUUCUGUUCAGAUAUUCCACUUUACCUCAGAGCAGAAUCUGCAAAGUAUCAAGAUCCACAAUCAGGCCGCUUCUACAAGUAUUUUUUUCCUCAGAUUUUUUUUGUGUGUGUGUAUGUGGGGUGUCCAAUAGCUACUGAGCUCAAGGAGCCCUUAGUCUUUCUCAACCUUAGCAACUGUAAGAGGCAUGGACUUCAAUUCCCAGAAUUCCCCAGCCAGCAUGGCUGGCUGGGGAAUUCUAGGAGUUGAAGUCCAUACCUCUUAAAAUUACUGAGGUUGAAAAACAUUGCUUUGGCUGGGCCAGUUUGACAUUUCAGCAGUUCACAUCUCUUCCACAAUUUUCCAAUGAUCUUGGGUCUCCUAUGGCUUUGGGGUGCCCUGUUCAGUCAGUGCUCUUCUUCUCACCUGUGUGAGUCUAAUUCUGGCAUCCUGGGAGGUAAAAUCCUCCCCAGAACUUGAUCCAGUUCUUUGUCUAAGGAUGCUUUUUGGAAGGUACCAGUUAUUGUGCUACCUCGGGCCAGUUUUGUCCAAUCUGAUCCAACACACUGGAGCAGCAGCGCCUUAGUUAUGCUGGUGAAGGAUUUCGUGGCUUACGCUCCCCAUAUAUCUGGAAGCAGCCAGAUGUGUCCAGGCUGCCUCAAAGCAUUCAGACUCCGAAAUCUUGGGCACAGUCUUAAGGAUAGCUGUCUGUUAAGUCAUCUGGACCUUCCCCCAUCAUCCAACGGUUAGUUGCCUUUUCAAACCUUUGUUUUUAUUUCCUUUCCGAGAAGCAGGCUUGUCCUGGUUCUUCCCCCCUUUCUUCUUUACAAAAUACAUUACUUUUUGGGGAAAUGUUGUGGGUUUAUCAAAAAAAAAAUGUGAAAAAGCAGCUCCAGGCAGAAUGGAAAAUAGGGAUAGGACAGAGGCGUGGGUUGUAAUAUGUGCCUUAUCUGAUUUUACCUACUCUGGUCUGAUUCUCUUACCACCCUCCUCCAGAUCCCAGCCUUUUUUGCAUAUUUAGUGACCCUGGAAGGAUUCCCUCUUGGUCCAUUGGAAAACUGCCUGUUUUGUAAAUACAAGGGCCAAGUUCUCCCCCUCGAGGGUAUGUUAACAAGUGAGCCAAAGAAAAUGAAAACUCUUAAUGCUAGAGGCCAAAAACCUCUACUGGCCUUCCUUUGGGAAUAGAUUCAUGAAAAUGAGCCUCUUUCUUUUUCCUCUCUCAUUUUCUCCUUGUGAGAUUUCUUGAUACAUUCCAAACGUGGUUUUUGAAAAAAAACAAAAAAAAACACGGUACCUGCCAUUUUAAAAUGCAUUACAUUUGUUCCAAAGUGCCAGUGAGCUGUCGCUUUAAAAUUGCCUUGCUGACAUCAUGCCGUUGCAUUGCAUGAGCUUUACUUUCUCUGCUUUUGCCUUAAUUGCUUAAAAAAAAAAAUAGAGCCACAGGGGGGUAAAAAUGCUGCCUAGCUAAUAGCUACCCUGCAGGGUCCCUGUUAUAGGCAUGCCCCAUCUCCAUUUCCUCAGAGGAACCUCCUCCAGAUCCCAGCCCUAAGCUAAACAUUUCCUCAGUACCACCAGUUGCGUUUGUUUUUUUACCCUGCACUUUUGGACUUCCCAGUUUGGCUGCUGGGAAGAGAAAUGAGCUGACUGGUUCUUGAAACUCAGGAUAUCCAGGCAGGCAACUCCUGGGUACAAGGCUGCCUUAAAAGCAUCUUGGUGGACUCCCAGAUGGAUGGCCGUUUUCUCAAAAGUGGGGCGAAGUGGGACCAGACUUCUUGCCAAAUUGUGGAGGGGUUCUGUUCCUUCUGCAGGAGUCUCAGUCAGCAAAGACCCCUCAAGUUCUUUAACGCCAGUUAAACAGCAGCAGCAGCAGCAUAUAUUGCUCCUGUUGGACUAUUUCGCAGUAAGGUGGGGAGCGGGCUUGUAAUGUAGGUCUUUCUGGGUACCUAUAGGGAAUUCUAAUACCAGAGAAGAAAAUGCCCUAGAUGAGAUCUUCAAAAUCAAAUUAUCCAAGCAGAAAAUGGUAGCCAAAGGGUCUUGACAAAUAUUUGGGUGAGGGUAUCUCACAAGAUCACCUCAUUUCUCUGCCAUGCUCUGCCCACUCCAGGAACCCUGCCAACCAUGAUCUCCUGCUGCAGUUUCUGUUUUGGCGUUCUUACCUCUCCUCCUCAAAUCACGCUGUCCUUCAGAAUAACGUUUUGAGAACUAAAUCGCUUGCCAAUGUAUCAUGUCUGCCAUUGUCUUAAUAUAAUGUACUUAUAACUCUAAAAAAAUUGUAAAUGUUUACAUUAUUCCCAAGGGAAAUAAUAACAUGGGUUUGGGUCAAGAGAUGGAUGCUGUGGAGAAUUAACUCUACUAUUCUGAUUCUGCAUCAUGUUGUAGAUUGCAUUGUGAUGUGGUGUGGUGUUCAUUCAUUCAGGGUUUUUUUUUUUCCCUUUAAAAAUAAAUGAACCUUGGCUACUGGAAGUAGAAGCUGUGUUUAUGUAAUGUCAGAUGAAAUACUCUGUUCA
This is a messenger RNA of Pseudonaja textilis, 4428 nucleotides long. It is a transcript of the gene SCAMP4, whose product is annotated as secretory carrier membrane protein 4. Gene Ontology annotation, cellular component: recycling endosome membrane; trans-Golgi network membrane. Lineage: Eukaryota; Metazoa; Chordata; Lepidosauria; Squamata; Elapidae. Gene Ontology annotation, biological process: protein transport. The record is from RefSeq and is a predicted model, not a curated record.